Sander lucioperca (pikeperch) is the source of this 1571-nucleotide messenger RNA. RefSeq names its product acidic mammalian chitinase-like. Gene Ontology annotation, cellular component: extracellular region. The record is from RefSeq and is a predicted model, not a curated record. The transcript has 12 exons. Gene Ontology annotation, biological process: chitin catabolic process; carbohydrate metabolic process. The coding region runs from base 90 to 1502 and encodes 470 amino acids. Gene Ontology annotation, molecular function: chitin binding; chitinase activity. NCBI's taxonomy places the organism in Eukaryota, Metazoa, Chordata, Actinopteri, Perciformes, Percidae.
CCUGUAUAAAAGGCCAAACUCUGUUGUCGUUUUCUCGUCUCUCAUCAAGUCCCAAGUAAUCAAGUGAAGUUGUGAGAAGUGAAGUCAAGAUGACGAGACUCACUAUUCUAGCAGGCGUAUGUCUGAUGAUAUGCCAGCUGGGAUCUGCCACACAGUUGGUCUGUUACUUCACCAACUGGUCCCAGUACAGACCUGGUGAGGGAAAGUACUUGCCACAAGAUGUGGACCCCUUCCUGUGCACCACCCUGAUCUACGCCUUUUCCAUUAUCAACCAUAACAAUGAGCUGGUUACCUACGAGUGGAAUGAUGACGUCCUCUACAAGUCUUUUAAUGCCCUAAAGAACAAAAAUCCUCAUCUGAAGACCCUGCUGGCUGUUGGUGGAUGGAACUUUGGUUCAAGACAGUUCUCCAUCAUGGUGUCCUCUCCAGCCAACAGACAACAGUUCAUCCAGUCUUCUAUCAAAUUCCUGAGGACUCAUGGAUUUGAUGGUCUGGAUCUGGACUGGGAGUACCCUGGAUCUCGUGGAAGUCCCCCAGAGGACAAACAGCGGUUCACUCUGCUCUGCAAGGAACUUGUUGAAGCCUACACAGCUGAGGCCAAGGCCACUGGCAAUCCUCAGCUCAUGGUGACUGCUGCAGUGGCUGCUGGAAAGGGAACCAUCGAUGCUGGAUAUGAGAUUGCUGAGAUUGCCAAGUAUCUGGAAUUCAUAAAUGUGAUGACCUAUGACUUCCAUGGGACUUGGGAGCAGUUCACUGGACAUAACAGCCCACUGUUCCGUGGUUCCAAGGACUUUGGUGACCUUAUCUACUUUAACACUGACUAUGCCAUGAAAUACUGGAGAGACCAAGGCACCCCAGUGGAGAAGUUGAGGAUGGGAUUUGCUUCUUAUGGUCGUACCUUCCGUCUGACAUCAUCAGACACUGGCGUUGGAGCCCCAGCUAGUGGCCCUGCAUCAGCCGGACCAUUCACACGUGAAGCUGGAUUCUGGUCCCACUAUGAGAUCUGCACCUUCCUGAAGGACACUACCAUUCAGUGGAUUGAUGACCAGAAAGUUCCCUAUGCCGUCAAGAACAACGAGUGGGUGGGAUUUGACAACAGGGAGAGCUAUGAGACCAAGGUGCGCUACCUGCAGGAGCAGAAGUUCGGAGGUGCCUUUGUCUGGGCCCUUGAUUUGGAUGACUUUGCGGGGCGAUUCUGUGGACAGGGCAACCACCCUCUAAUGGGUCAUCUCCGCAAACUUCUUAAUAUUGUGCUGCCCCCACUGCCCUCUACAACCACCCCCAAACCUGGUGCUAGCACCACCUCCCCUGCAACCACCACCACCACUACCACCACCCACGCCCCAGGAUCCGGCUUCUGCAACGGCAAACCUGACGGCCUCUACCCUCACCCAGAUGACAGGAGCAGCUUCUACAUGUGCGCUGGUGGCGUCACCCACGUCCGCCAAUGCGGAGCUGGAUCUGUCUUUGAUGACAGCUGCAAGUGCUGUGUCUGGCCCUGAGCCAUGAGUGGACACACUAUGUAUUACACCUGAUGCAAAAGUCAACCAUUAAACAGAGUGUUUAAGUUC